Messenger RNA from Gasterosteus aculeatus aculeatus (three-spined stickleback), 881 nucleotides. The record is from RefSeq and is a predicted model, not a curated record. NCBI's taxonomy places the organism in Eukaryota, Metazoa, Chordata, Actinopteri, Perciformes, Gasterosteidae.
AUGGCUGCCUACAGAGAUGAACGAACUGCCAUCCGGCAGCACUUUGAGGACUGUGGCAAAGUGGAGGCCGUACGACUGGUGCGGGACCAGGACUCUGGAUUCGGGAAAGGAUUCGGCUACGUCCUGUUUGAGAGCUCCGACUCCGUGCAGCUGGCGCUGGAACUGGACGGCACAAAACUGGACGGCAGACCCCUCCGGGUGAGGAGGGCGGAGAAACAGACGAAUAAAGGUGGCGGCAGGAGGAGGAGCGGCAAGGGCCCCGUGAAGGGCCCCGUGAAGGGCCCCGUGAAGGGCCCCGUGAAGGGCCCCGUGUCCCGUCAGGAGAGAGCAGGCCGGAAGAAUUUCACCGGAAACCAGCAGAAUCCGACCAAGAGCUCCACCUCGUUCAGAGGAGAGAUGGUGGAUCCGAACAAAAAGAGCCAAAAGAAAGUACUGAAGAAGAAGAAGAGGCCGAAGCCCAAAAAGAGAGUUCAUAUCUGAUAUGCGAUCUACAUCUCGUAGAAACAGAAAAGGUGUGAGGACGAAUGAAAAGUCAAAGGAUGAACCAAAAGGAAUGAAUGACCAUCGUUGAUGUGGAUUCGUGCCACGUGCGCAUUUGGAGAGGUUACGUCCGCACAACUAAAGACACAAUCCAGAGGACAGACGAGUCAUUUCAGCUCUAGAUGUUUUUCUGAUUGACUCACAUUUAAUUGUUCACUUGACGUAUGAAUUUUGUGUCGACCUUCGGAUACAAAAAAAUAACAUUAGUCGCUGACUGCUUGUCAUGCUAAGCUAAGCUAACCGCAUUCUGCCUCUUAGCUUCAUAUUUAACACGGAUGUGCUAGUUAUUGAUCUUCUCUUCUGUAACUUUGUGAGAAAAUCAAUAAACACGUUUCUUUAUA